AGCAGACAAGAGAGAGCAAGAAUAGCUUAUCUGUAAAAGUACGACGUUAGAGAUGUGGUAUGUUAUAGCGACUUGUCUCUGCACAGUCCUGUUGGUAACUCUCACCGAAGGCGCAUCCUUCAAAAAAGACCACGCCUUGCAAGAAAGAAAUGAACAAAGAAUGGGACCAAACAAAGGAGUGUCAAGAUUUCGCCGGCAAAUGGCAAUAUGCGGAAACCAAUAUUACUAUCCAGGUUUUGCCUUGUGUUGUGAUGAUAAUAUAGUCCCCAUCAUACCAGGCCAAGCUAGCAUGUGCUGUGGUAGCAGCGUAUUCAGUCCAUUAAUCCAGAUAUGCUGUGAUGCCAACCCACAUUCAAAGAUUGGACUCCAGCUACCAGCCUGCUGUAGAAGUUAUCCAUAUGAUGCAAAUAACACAUUAUGUUGUGAUACUACCCCAUUACCAAUGGUUGGAGUCCAAUCAGCCUGUUGUGGGAGUGACAUAUACAAUAUGGCUACCCAAAUAUGUUGUGAUAGCUAUGUAGUCAUGAAACCAGGGAUUAAUUCAGUUUGCUGCGGCUCGCAAGCAUAUGAUAUCGAUACUCAGCUCUGCUGUGAGGGUCGUCCUGUUCCCAAGGUGGGAAAUUUCUCAGCUUGCUGCGGAAGUACUGCAUAUGAUGUUCAAAAUCAAUUGUGCUGCGAAAAUCAUGUUGUCCCUAAAGUCUCACCUUACUCAGCCUGUUGUGCCAGUCAGGGUCAAGUCAUCUUUUCCUACAAUACACUUACCCAGCUUUGUUGCGAGGGUUUUAUAUAUCCAAGAGCUCCUGGCGUACAAUGUUGUGGAUCACUGAUGUAUAACACGAUGACAUAUAUGUGUUGCGAUGGCAGCCUUAUAUUGCCUAAGUUAAUAACGGGUUGCGCAGGAUUUGCUUAAGACUAAGUAUGACCGUAAAAGCAAGAUCAUACCUUCAGCUUACUGUAUAUGUAAUCAUUCUGGUACCAUAUAUAAUCAAAAGAUACGAGCCAGUCAGGCAUGAUGGUGUCACUGUCGACUUUGAAAGGAUAACGGAUUUUAAAGUUAUUCAUUUUUGGUUGUAAACUGUACCAGCACCUUAAUUUACCCAUCAAAUAUAUCAUAUCACAGGGCACUGAUUGUCUCUUUUUACACUGUAAUUGCUAUUCACUCAGUGUCCCAUUCUUUUCCCUCCUCGAUUUCAGUCCAGGUCAACUUGUAAACUUAAUGAUUCGGUUUAAUUUUUUUAUAUCUGUUGACCUGAAGAUACAGUUCCAUUCUUCUCAGAAAAAAUCUCCCCUUUUUGCUUUUCGCCGUUGAAAUCUGUAUUUUUUAUAACGUUUUCUCAAGCUUUUCGAAAGUGUAUUGGGGCUAAUAAACAACAGAGUUUAUGUC
Molecule: messenger RNA, 1384 nt
Organism: Stylophora pistillata
Lineage: Eukaryota; Metazoa; Cnidaria; Anthozoa; Scleractinia; Pocilloporidae
Source: RefSeq, a predicted model, not a curated record